Gopherus evgoodei (Goodes thornscrub tortoise) is the source of this 1571-nucleotide messenger RNA. RefSeq lists its product as uncharacterized. Bases 1 to 858 code for a protein of 285 amino acids. The transcript is spliced from 6 exons. NCBI's taxonomy places the organism in Eukaryota, Metazoa, Chordata, Testudines, Testudinidae. The record is from RefSeq and is a predicted model, not a curated record.
AUGGUCGGGGUGUUCCUGUUCUGGGUCUUUGUGGGCCGCUGCUCCCCGCUCUCGCUGGCGGUGCCGGCUGUGCCCGUGGCCGUGGUUCCCGGGGGCACCGCCCUGCUCCCCACCGCCCUGCGGCUCCCGGCCCCGCCGCCCCCUUUCUUCCAGGUGCGCUGGCGCUUCCUGCCCACGGGCCGCCUGGUGCUGCUGUUGGCGGCCCAGGACUGCGGCGAGGCGGCCCCCUGGCGCCGGUCCUGCCGCCUGGCCCUGGAGCACGGCCGGGGCUACGAGGGCCGGGCCGGCCUGGGCCCCCGCGACGCCGCACUGCUGCUGCGGGACGCCCGCCCCGAGGACGCCGGCACCUACCGCGUCAGCGUGCUGGGCCUGGACGUGACGGCCUCGGCCGAGGUCAACCUGACCCUGGCCCCCGCCCCUACCCCCGCCGCAGAUACCAGUCUCCCUACAGACCCCACCACUGUCCUGCCUCCCACCGCACCAGCACCUGCCAACAGCACCGAACUGCAGGGCCUCUGGCUCCCAGCUUCGCCCCCUGGGGCCCUGCAUCUCGGCUCUCUGCUCCGGCCCCCCUUACGGGACAUGGAGCCGCCCCUCGCCCCGGUGUGGGCCACGCUGGAUGGAGGGGGAGCUGUGGUGUCCAAUGCUGUCCGGCUGGGCCUAGCGGGCCUGGUCCUCUGCCUUCUGGCGCUGAUCGUGGGGGAGUAUGUUCUGUCCACGAGAAACAAGGACACCUUGGGGACAGGUUCGCCCCCAGAUGCUGCUGCAACUAUCACUACACUGUCGACGAUAUACGUCCUCCAAGAGAUGCCCAUUUCAGAUGCCUCAGAGGAAUUAUAUGCCAGCCUGAGUUUCUGAUCCUGCUGUAUGAUUGCACACACGUGCUGCCGUUUCUCCUCUGAAACCCGCACUCACCAUCAACAUUAGCUGGAAUUGUGCUCCUGCAGUGGUGAGUUCCACCGGUCGCUGCCACGCUGCUUAAUAACCCGAGACACUGUAGCAAAGUCCAGUGCAAGCCUGCAUGCUCUCUGCCUGAACGGUCUUUGGUUUAAGAUUGGAAGGGGCUGAUGAGACGAGAAAGAACAGACGUCAAGCUUCCAGGUUGGAGCCCCAGCCUCUGUAAAUGUGUGUCACUUUGUUGGAGUCAGUGUGGCCAGACCCCCAGCAGGUGUGACUCAGCCCUCGCUCCAUUGCAAUCAGUGGGGCCAGAUCCCCGCAGGUGUGACUCAGCUCUCGCUCCAUUGCAAUCAGUGGGGCCAGAUCCCCACAGGUGUGACUCAGCCCUCGCUCCAUUGCAAUCUGUGGGGCCAGACCCCCAGCAGGUGUGACUCAGCCCUCGCUCCAUUGCAAUCAGUGGGGCCAGAUCCCCGCAGGUGUGACUCAGCCCUCACUCCAUUGCAAUCUGUAGGGCCAGACCCCCAGCAGGUGUGACUCAGCCCUCGCUCCAUUGCAAUCUGUGGGUCCAGACCCCCAGCAGGUGUGACUCAGCCCUCGCUCCAUUGCAAUCUGUGGGGCCAGAUCCCCGCAGGUGUGACUCAUCCCUCGCUCCAUUGCAAUCAGUGGGGCCAGAC